This is a messenger RNA of Gastrolobium bilobum, 1428 nucleotides long. Its product is annotated as leucine carboxyl methyltransferase 1 homolog. The coding region runs from base 66 to 1076 and encodes 336 amino acids. Gene Ontology annotation, molecular function: methyltransferase activity. The record is from RefSeq and is a predicted model, not a curated record. NCBI's taxonomy places the organism in Eukaryota, Viridiplantae, Streptophyta, Magnoliopsida, Fabales, Fabaceae. The transcript is spliced from 13 exons. Gene Ontology annotation, biological process: methylation.
GACCUGGUUCUUCUCUAUUUCAUAUUCAAAACCUAACAACAGAAUAUCACGUUUGUUAGAGAACGAUGGCGAACUCAGUGGCCGAUUCACACAGCAAUACUGUAGCGGUGCAAGCCACCAACGAUGACGCUUCCGCCAGCAAAUUGUCAUGUGUGAAAAAGGGAUACAUGAAAGAUGAUUACAUUCAUUUAUUUGUGAGAAGGCCUGUGAGGAGAUCUCCAAUUAUUAAUCGUGGUUACUUUUCUCGUUGGGCUGCUAUUCGGAAACUUCUAUAUCAGUUUCUUGAUGUUGAAAAGAAGACAGAUGAAAGUUCCCCAACAAAGAAGCAGAUAUUAUCACUUGGAGCAGGCUUUGACACAACAUAUUUUCAGUUGCAGGAUGAGGGGAAAGCACCAUACUUAUACGUGGAAGUGGAUUUUAAGGAGGUAACUAGUAAAAAGGCAGCGCUUAUUGAGACUUGCAGUCAGUUGAGGAAUAAAGUUGGUGAAGCAGCAGCCAUAUCAAGAGAGAAAGGAGAAGUGAUCAGUGAUCACUAUAAACUAGUCCCUGCAGAUUUGCGUGAUGUACAACAGUUAAGUGAUGUUAUAACUCUUGCUGAUAUGGAUCCAAGUCUGCCGACUUUUAUAAUUGCAGAAUGUGUUCUGAUCUACUUGGAUCCUGAUUCAACUCGUGUAGUUGUUGGUUGGGCUUCACAAACAUUUUCAACAGCAGUAUUUGUUCUUUAUGAGCAGAUCCACCCAGAUGAUGCUUUUGGGCAGCAAAUGAUAAGAAAUUUGGAGAGUCGAGGUUGUGCUCUGUUGGGUAUUUAUGCUACACCGACUUUACUUGCAAAGGAAAAAUUAUUUCUGGACCAAGGAUGGCAGAAGUCUGUUGCCUGGGACAUGCUAAGAAUUUAUAAUGAUUUUAUUGAUGCUCAAGAAAGACGCAGGAUUGAACGACUGGAAUUGUUUGAUGAAUUUGAAGAGUGGUACAUGAUGCAGGAGCACUACUGUGUGGCUUAUGCAAUCAAUGAUCCCAAGGGACUUUUUAGGGACUUUGGUUUUGUCAAUGACAAGAGUGUGCUUCCUUCCUCAUGAAGCACGAGGGUACACUCCCAUUGCAUAACAUAUUAUAUUUGUAUUACCAAUUGCCAUCUGCGGUUGUAAAACUCAUGGUGACAAGUGCCAGCUCACUCUGCUGGGAAUGUUGUCUAGUAAAAAGGUUCUCUCAGCAACUUGUUCGUUAUUAUUUCAGAAUUCAGCCAAAUGGAUGAUUAGUUUUUGUAUGGACUCCUCCAUGUAUUUUUUGUUUGACACAGCACAGACACUACCCCUUUUUUCUGCUAGCUGUUUGGCAUAGAAAAGUGGUGGUCCCCACACAGCACCAACCGAGAUAAUAUGUCAAAUGUAGAAGAAAUAUGAAAAUAGUAUGCAUUGUUUUUACUUUUCA